Juglans regia (Persian walnut) is the source of this 3230-nucleotide messenger RNA. RefSeq lists its product as uncharacterized. The transcript has 2 exons. Bases 19 to 2868 code for a protein of 949 amino acids. Lineage: Eukaryota; Viridiplantae; Streptophyta; Magnoliopsida; Fagales; Juglandaceae. The record is from RefSeq and is a predicted model, not a curated record.
UUGGGAAUUAUUUGAUUCAUGCCAUCUAGUGUACAUCCAAAUAAUGAGUUCUUAAGACCUACCAGAGAAAUGGUAAUCAGUUCAGAACUAAAAAAGAAUUCAAAACAGGAAAAAAACUGUAAGAUAGUGAAGCAGAGGGUUCCAUCACCCCAAGCAAGUCGAAGUCCAAAGUGCCAAGACAAGUUAGAAGUCCGAGUGAAAUCUUCAGGAACUGGUCAGAGGUCAUUUGUCAAGGUGAAUACAAGUAAAGAAGAUGAGCUUGUCAAGUACAUGUCAAAUUUGCCAGGUUAUCUCCAGCGUGCUGAGAGAGGAGAAAACAACCAAGAUAAAGCUUUGAAUUUUGGGGUUCUAGAUUGGGCACGACUAGAAAAAUGGAACUACAAGCAAAACCGAAUCCCUGCAAGAGGAGGUGAUAAUGCACUAUGCAGAAGCUGUGAUUUAUCGUCAAAAGCAGUUGAUGGGUCAUCUACCUUUUCUAGUAAAGUCCAUAGCAAGAUGUCUUCUGAGCUACCCUCUUUGCCUCAUCCUAGUCUCGACUCUUCUCACAAGGAUGGCCAUCCUCAAGAUGCCAAACUGUCCAACCUGAAUACUGUACAAUUUCAUGAUUUUGAGAGUGCUUCCAAGAGCAACAUGGAUGGGCAGCAAAAGGUACCCUGGACAUAUAAGUCUUUUAGCAGAAGUUGCUCCGAUAUAAUGCUUGAUAAGGGGAAGAGAAAAGAUUUAGAUCAUAUGAUUACUUCAGAAAUGGGAAAUUCUGCAACUAGCUCAGGAACUAAUGGGGUCUCUCUCAGUCGGAAGUACGAUGCAAGUGCUUGGGAUGGUGAAGCUAAGAAGAGCAUAAAGGAGUUGCAAGAUUCAAAUAUUAAGAGAAAAGAUGGAGAUAAGAAAAUUCCCUCAGAAAUACGAUCAUCGCAUUCAGAUUGGAGAAGUUAUGGUUUCUCUCUUCAUUCAAAGGAGAAGCUGAGCGCUGGCAGAGGGGAAAAUAGGAAGAGGAUAGAGGAGUUGGAACAAUCAGAUAUAAAUCUCUUUAAUCUAUGUUCCCCGGGUGAGCACACCAACAUUGUCCUCCUACCAAAAGAGUUAACCCAAAAUCAAAUUUCAGUAUUCCAACUUUCACAACCCAGAGAAUCCAAGAAAAAGUCAUCUGAGGCACUGAGGAGCAGUUCUUCAGAUAACUUUUCUGGUAAGGAUGUUCACUCUGAAGUAAUCUGUUCUGAUGUUCCACACUCGUGCCCACUGCCUUCUGGAGAGACUGAUCCCACAUCAGACAUGAUACCAGAUAGCCUGAUCAAUGCUCAGCAUAAUAAGCUUUCAUCUGCUGCAUCGCUCAAAUCCAAAUUCCCAAACAAGACAUCGAAGAUUCUUCCUAAAGGCAUAUAUGCAGAAGGAAAGGACUUAGACCUCAAGCUCAAUAAUUCAGAUGUUCAUACUGCAAAAGCAGCAGAUGAAGAAAUCGCGGUGCUGGAAACUAAAAAAGACGGAAAUCCAUCACCCAAUCACCGGUUUAGCUUCAUCAGCUUGGGUCGUCUGGGUAGAAGUUUCAGUUUCAAGGAGGGUUCAUCUGUACCGAAGUUGAGCUCCUCAAAUGCUAGUGUCAAGUCUGGUCCUGUGAGGUCUGAAUCUUCUGCAUGUUUGGAUACUUCAAUCAGAGAGAAGCCAAAUGUUCCUAACAGAGCCAAGUCCAGCCCUUUAAGAAGGUUAUUUGAUCCCAUACUGAGGUACAAGGUAGCUAAUUCACUGCAUUCUGCUGAAACCCCUCAGCCAGUGAAAGCAAGUUUAGAUUUCAUCAGCUCUAGCCCAUCUAGAGUCUGCCACUCACUUCAAAAGGAGAAGCAUGAGGCAUCGAACAUCCAAGCCCUUUUGCAACUCAGGGUAAAGAAUGGGCUACCUUUGUUUAAGUUUGGGGUUGAGAACGACAGAAACAUUCUUGCUGCCACCAUGAAAAAUUUGAUUUCAUCAGGGAAGGAUGACUCAGGUGGAAAUUAUACAUUUUACUCUGUUAAUGAAAUUACAAAGAAAAGUGGUGGCUGGAUAAGUCAAGGAAGCAAAAGGGAUAGUUGUGGCUACGUCUAUAAUGUAGUUGGUCAGAUGAAGGCCUCCAGCACUUGCUUCUCUGAUUUGAGUGGACCGAAUUCCCACAACGAUUAUAUGGUCAGAAAAUCUGUCUUGUUGGGUGUUGAGCCAAUGCAGGAAGAUCAGGAACCAUUGAAGUUCCCGCGAAAGAGGGAACUUGCAGCUGUUGUUGUCAAGAUCCCUUUUAAAAACUUAAGCCCUGAUGGAAUGCAGAGUGAUAAAGAGUUGAUGAAGAAGCUCUGCAUGACAUGUUUGCCAGAAGGCAGAUGCUCUUGCAACUUCAAAGAAAAUAAAAACUUAGAUGGUAUUACAGUUAUACUUCCAGGCGCUGUACAUGGACCACCAAACAUAGGAGAGCCUUCGCCACUGAUUGAUCGCUGGGAUGGAUCAUGUGACUGUGGAGGUUGGGAUGUUGGCUGCAAGCUGCAUGUUCUUUCCAACCAGAACCGAAGCAGUAAGAUUCAUGUGACAUCCAAAGCUUGCCCUAUUUCGGACAGUGUUGAACUUUUUGUCCAGGAAGAACCCCAGGAGAGCACGCCCUUCUUCAGAUUGACGCCAAUGAAGGAUGGAAUCUACACGAUUGAAUUCAACUCAUCGAUCUCUUUCUUACAAUCCUUCUUCAUUUGUGUCGCCAUUUUAAGCUGUAAUAGACCCAUGGAUCCCCCAGCAACAACCAAGAUAUCUGAGGAACAAGUUUUCAAGGAGCCCUUUCUGAAUGAGGAUGGGGGAAUACAGAGAAGAGCGGCUGCAAAAUAUGCUCCAAGUCCGCCUCUUUCCCCUGUUGGAAGGGCCUAGUUUCAGGUAAGGAACCUGCCAUCUAGCUGCCAAUCCUCUUCAAAAUAGCUAAAGAGGCAUUGAGAGAAUUCCCCAAACUCAGAUGUCUUGCAGCGAAGUUUGAUAAAGGACUAUUAACCGGACUGCCUGUUCUGUUCUGGCAGAAGACAUGUAUGCCCAUUGUAGUUUUGUGUUGGUUUUACUACUGCACCAACGUCACCAUUGUACAAAAAGCAAGUGUCAUCAGCUAUACAAGUACAACAUAGCCACUUUAGGGAGAACUCUAAAACUACUGAAUGCUCGUUAAAAGGUGGAACACUGAACGUAAUGCCAUACUUUUCUAGGCAUGCACAGUUCUGUAUAAAUGCUCCAUUCUCUCUUUU